AUGGUGGGUUAUUCCAGGACUGCCAAAGCAUACAGGCCUUACGACCCAAGCACAGGGCAAGUGGUCGAAAAGAGGGACGUGCUGUUUAGCGAACUUGGCGAUACUGAGCAGAAUCGAAAGGCUUCGAUUAUAUUUGAUAUGCCAAUGGGCAUUCAAGAAUCCGAGGAUCAGAUCGCUGAUGGCGAUGGUGUAGACGAUGAGGCUAACGUGCGUGUAGGUCCUGGACGGCCAAGGAUAGUUCGCACGGGCAUGCGUGGGCGACCUCGUAAGCAGUUUUAUCUACUUGGAGCUGCGACUGCUGGCGAGAUCCCCAUCCCCUUAGAGGAGGCGAUUGGAGGAGCUAAUGCAUCGCUUUGGCGUGAGGCCAUGGAUAAAGAGCACAAGUCACUAUCUAUAGCGCUGGCUCAAUUCCUCAAGAACGAGAAUCGUUUGUCGAGAAACGAUUCUCUAAAGGAACAGUACAAUCCCGUUCUCCAGGAGUGCGUGGACUUGGGUCAUAUGACACCCAUAUCGCCUCAGGCAAUCGUCACGACUCCUAACUUCUAUCUGCCUCACCAUGCCGUGUUCAAACCAGAUAGCACCACAACGAAGGUGCGGGUCGUUUUCAACGCUUCUUGUCCAUCCUCAAAUGGCAAGAGUCUGAAUGAUAUCCUUCAUUCAGGGCCCAUUCUCCAAUUGGAUCUCACGUUGCAGAUCCUCAGAUGGCGAUACUAUCGAUAUGUGUUCAAUGCGGACAUAACGAAGAUGUAUCGCCAAAUCCUCAUGGACUCGAAGCACACACCGUUCCAACGAAUUCUGUUCCGUACGUCGGACGGUGAGAUCCGUGACUUCGAGUUGAACACAGUGACAUUCGGUGUGCGCCUUUCCUGGCUCUACGAGUCCUCCAGCAACUUGCUGAAGACAUACGCUUGGAGUAUCCUCUCGCAAGCCGAGUCAUCUCCAACAACAUCCCUGGACAGCGCUGGAUUCCCGCUGAGGAAGUGGACGUCGAACCAUAAGAGCGUGCUGAAGGACAUUCCAAAGGACCAUCUACUUAGAGAAGACUUCCUCGAACUCGAGGACUCCAGUACGGCGAAAACUCUGAGCAUCAGAUGGCAAGCUCACGAUGACGAGUUCUUUUUCAUGCCACCAGAAGUUUCCCAUCAGGACUCCUACACGAAGAGGGAGACACGAGUGAAGCUCCAGUACCACGGAUUCUGUGAUGCUUCAGAAAGGGCGUAUGGAGCGGCGAUCCAUGUCCGUGUGGAGACGGCGAACAAGGUUUCCACACAUCUCCUCACUGCGAAGACAAAGGUGGCUCCUGUCAAGUCUCUCUCAGUGCCACGUUUGGAGCUUUGUGGCGCAGUCCUGUUGGCUGAGUUAUCUGCAGCCCUCCUCCUAAAUCUGCCAGCAGAAAGUUUCCAGACUUUCUUUUGGACUGAUUCAACAAUUGUUCUCGCCUGGUUGAACAAGCCACCCUGCAGAUGGACAACCUUUGUGGCCAAUCGUGUGGCCAUAAUCGUCCAAGCCAGCGACGCCAAGAACUGGUCGCAUGUGCGAUCCGAGCACAAUCCGGCAGAUCUUGCAAGCCGAGGUGUCCUGCCACAAGAAUUGAUUCGUAAUCCUUUGUGGUGGCAUGGACCAGAGUGGCCAACAUCUCCAAGUCCCAUUCCGGAGACUUUGCUGGAGCAGCGGAUUAAGUGCAACGUCGCUAAGUUACCUCCUACUCCUGAUUUCCUGUGUAAGUUCUCUGAGUUUGGCAAGGCACUGCGCACGUCUGCCUAUGUUCUCAGAUUCAUCGAUAGAAGGCGGAAAUUGGCAGUUCCAAGCUCUACCGUGGUCCAGGCGGAUGAGCUGUCACGAAUCCAAGAGCGGCUAAUCGUCAUGGGGAUUCUACGGGCCUGUGGGCGUCUGAGGGCGUCCCACUCGCUGCGUUACGAUGAGAGUCAUCCAAUCAUCCUCUCGUAUUCCUCGUCCUUUUCACGACUACUGGUUCGCUUCACCCAUCGUAUAUCCUUACAUGGGGGUAACCAAGUCGUCAUGCGGCUGAUCCGUUCCAGAUUCUCGAUUCCAAAAUUGAAGGUCCUCGUCAAAUCCACCAUCAACUCUUGCAAGGUUUGCGUGAUCUACAAGAAGAGACUGCAGACCCAAAUGAUGGGGGACUUGCCCAAGGAAAGGGCGUCCUACUCGAGACCUUUCACGCACACUGAAGUCGACAUCGCCGGCCCAUUCGAAAUAAAGAAUUACACUGGCCGAGCCUGCCUCAUCACCAAAGGGUAUGUCUGCGUCUUCGUGUGCUUCAGCACGAAGGCGAUCCACUUGGAGGCAACAUCGGAUCUCACGACGGAGAAAUUCCUGGCCGCAUUCUCCCGUUUCAUCGCACGGCGCGGGUGCCCAUACCAGAUGUACUCGGACAACGGGAAAACCUUCGUUGGAGCUGACAAAGUGAUCUUCAACGACUUCGUGGAAGCGACGAGGGAGUGCAUCAUCGCACAACACGCCCACAAGAGCCUAUCCUGGCACUUCAACCCGCCGGGCGCCCCGCAUAUGGGUAGAUUAUGGGAAGACGGCGUAAAGAGUUUCAAGGCACUCUUUUACAAGGCGACAUCCACAGCGAAGUAUACGUUCGAAGAGUUGUCCACUCUUCUCGCUAAGAUCGAAGCCUGCCUGAAUUCGAGGCCGAUUUCCCCUAUGCCCGCGGACCCUUCGGACUUACUAGCGCUCACUCCUGGUCAUUUCCUCGUACUUAUUUCGGUGUUGGAACCACCAAUUAACCAACCGGCCACCUCCAUCCUCAAUCGAUGGCAGCCACUGAAGGCUCUUCACCAACAAUUUUGUUUCCGUUGGAAAGAUGAGUACCUGAAGGAGCUGCACAAACGGACGAAAUGGCAAUCCCCUACACGGAAUCUUCGGAUCGGUGACAUGGUCGUCAUAAAAGAAGACAACCUCCCCUCGAACGAGUGGCGCCUAGGACGGGUGCUGACGACGUGUCCAGGCACCGAUGCCAAGGUCCGAGUUGUAUAUGUGCUCACGGCGCGGGGUACUAUCCGAAAACCCGUGGCCAAACUCAUUCUACUCCCGAUGGACAGCAAGACUGACCCCUCCACGUCAGAAGGACUGAAGGACGAAUAA
Messenger RNA from Drosophila nasuta, 3111 nucleotides. RefSeq lists its product as uncharacterized. The record is from RefSeq and is a predicted model, not a curated record. The coding region runs from base 1 to 3111 and encodes 1036 amino acids. Gene Ontology annotation, molecular function: nucleic acid binding. Lineage: Eukaryota; Metazoa; Arthropoda; Insecta; Diptera; Drosophilidae. Gene Ontology annotation, biological process: DNA integration. The transcript is spliced from 5 exons.